Molecule: messenger RNA, 579 nt
Organism: Cucurbita moschata (crookneck pumpkin)
Lineage: Eukaryota; Viridiplantae; Streptophyta; Magnoliopsida; Cucurbitales; Cucurbitaceae
Product: protein SODIUM POTASSIUM ROOT DEFECTIVE 2-like
Exons: 3
Coding region: 97-480 (127 amino acids)
Molecular function (GO): metal ion binding
Source: RefSeq, a predicted model, not a curated record
GGUCACCAAAUGCUUCUUUAUAUACUCUGUCUCCCUCCCCCUGCUCUUAUUAAUUAUGAUAUUCACUUGAUUUGUGGUAGAUUUUAGUGCUUUCUGAUGGGGAAGCUGAAGAAAAUCGCCAAGGCUCUGGAUUGUUUCGGUCCCUCGUCAUGUACUUCCACCGCUCGUUUUGACAAAGACCCACUCAUAGCCAGCAGCAACAAGGGCCAACUCCCGACAUUGGAGGACGGUGUGAAUGGAAGCCAGAGCUUAGCCUUUGAACUCAAGCCCAUGAUGGUGACUCUCAGGGUGUCCAUGCACUGUAAAGGCUGUGCAAGAAAAGUGGAGAAACACAUUUCAAAGAUGGAAGGAGUGAGGUCGUUCACUGUAGACUUGGAGACUAAGAUGGUGAUCGUUGUUGGAGACAUUUUGCCGUAUGAAGUGGUGGAGAGCGUUUCUAAAGUCAAAAGCUCGCAGCUUUGGCAGUCCUCGCUAGCUUGAUCAUUAUUGGCAUAUCAAGAAAUUAAUAAUUUUAUGUCUUUAAUUUCUUUAUUCUAUAUGUUGUUUAUAGGAAUAUGAGUAUUUAUACAUGUCAACUCA